GAAAAUCCGCGCUACGAAAAGGUUAUUAGCAUGGCAGUUCAUCAUUUCGUGCAACUAGACUUAGAUGCCAUCAUGAUCGCGUGCAAUGCACCAGGACGUAGUGCCUUCAACCGGAUUGAACGGCGUAUGGCGCCGUUAAGCAGAGCAUUGACAGGCCUGAUACUUCCGCACGAUCACUAUGGCACUCACCUAAACAGUCAGGGACAAACUGUUGAUAUAGAAUUGGAGAAGCAGAAUUUCUCAUACGCCGGCAAGGCUCUAGCAGAAGUCUGGUCAGAUACACUUAUUGAUGGACAUUUGACUGUAGCUGAAUAUAUAAAGCCUGAACAAUCUGAUAUCGAUCAGGCAUCGAUCAUCUCGAAGGACGAAAAGUGGUGCAGCCGACAUGUGCAUCAGUCUCAGUAUUUGCUUCAAAUACUCAAAUGUUCUGACAAUCGUUGCUGUAAACCAAGGCGUAGUUCUCUGUUUCGAUUUCUGCCCAAGGACGGCUUGCCACCACCGUCGCCUAUAAUACAGUCAAACGAAGGAUUGAAACACGCCAACAUCAACGAUAUUGAAAACUAUGCGUCAUUAUUCGUGACGCUGGCACUACAAAAGAUUGGGCAUUCACAUGCCAUUUAUGACACCUAUUGUCCUUCGGUGCAAUCAAAAUUCGAUUCACGAACAUGCUCGUGCAAUCAAUAUUUCAGUUCCGUUGUCUCGAUGAAACGACAUUUGAAAGACAAUUUUAUUUGUAAAAAAAACAUAAAGAUCGUUAAGCCUGUGAAAAUUCUCGGAACACGAGGGAAUGAGUCGUUAGUUGUAGUCCGCUAUAAUGUUGAAGAAGAUGUCGAGUGGCUUCCGAGUGUGGAGGUAGACGGUGAAUUUUUAGAUAAAGACGAACAACCUUCGAGUAGUAUAAUUUAUGACAAUGAAACAAGAUUAAAACCAAUUUGGAGAACUGUUUAAUAAAGUUU
This is a messenger RNA of Bradysia coprophila, 956 nucleotides long. RefSeq lists its product as uncharacterized. NCBI's taxonomy places the organism in Eukaryota, Metazoa, Arthropoda, Insecta, Diptera, Sciaridae. The record is from RefSeq and is a predicted model, not a curated record.